Messenger RNA from Oppiella nova, 414 nucleotides. The record is from the annotation of a GenBank genome assembly. NCBI's taxonomy places the organism in Eukaryota, Metazoa, Arthropoda, Arachnida, Sarcoptiformes, Oppiidae.
AUGGCAUCUCAAGACUUUUAUCUCCGGUAUUAUGUCGGACACAAAGGCAAGUUUGGACACGAAUUCCUCGAGUUUGAGUUCAGACCUGAUGGGAAGAUGCGAUACGCGAAUAACUCGAACUACAAGAACGACACAAUGAUCCGGAAGGAGGCGUUUGUCCACAAAUGCGUUCUCGAAGAGCUCAAGAGAGUGAUCGAGGACUCGGAGAUCAUGGCCGAAGACGACGCCCUGUGGCCACAGCCCGACCGCGUGGGUCGACAGGAGCUGGAGAUAGUGAUCGGCGACCAACACAUCUCAUUCACGACCAGCAAAAUCGGGUCUUUGGUUGAUGUGAACCAAACGUUUCUGUGCCUUCCGAACUCUACAAAGAUAAUGAACCAAGUCCUGGAGUUCACAAACCAGAAGAGCGACUAG